Molecule: messenger RNA, 1101 nt
Organism: Lactuca virosa
Lineage: Eukaryota; Viridiplantae; Streptophyta; Magnoliopsida; Asterales; Asteraceae
Source: the annotation of a GenBank genome assembly
AUGACGAGUAUCUCAGAACUCAAAGCUGAGGGUGUCGGAGGCCCCUUACAAGUUAGAAUACUACGCAAAUGGAAACACGAUGUCCGCCAAUAUGAGACGUGGUACCUGGCUGUUGACAGAUUUUUAGACAAGUAUCAAAAAGUUCUUGAAAAUGAGUUCUAUAUUGAUGUUGGUCUCAAGUCCAUCAUACAACCAAUUCCAGACACAAUAACAGUUCCAAAAAGUUGGUUUCGCUUCGUAUCAAAGUUAAAUCUGAUACAACUCGGAGAAACACCACCAUACUAUCCAGACUUCAUUGGCGUUCUAUCAAAGAUAAGAGAUUGCACGAAAGCAAAUAGAGAACCAUUUGUGUUGCUUAUACUAACUGAUGAAAGAAUGAAUAACCAAUCCACAAAAAUUCAACCGUGCCUCCCUAGAUCACCCAUCUACAACAACGGUUGUUGCAGUAACAAACCUAAAACCAUCAACAUCCAAUGGAGCAUUACGGCACGACUCAUCACAUGCUACACAUAUCUAUGUCAAUCCAGAUAUACCGGAGACAACAUCACUCAUAACUCUGUAAGACCCUCAAGGCCGAUACCAGCACUAUCACGAACUCCCUCAACCCUAUACAACAUGAAACUGAAAAACAGAUCUGAUCUACUGGAUAAAACAUUCAUAGUAGAAGCUUCAAUCAAGGAAUUUCACUUUCAAAACAGCUGGUACCAAACAACAUGUCCAAUCUGUAAAGAUCCCAUUUUCAGGACAUCAACAACCGACAACAUCUGUUUCAUAAUAAUUGACAUCCAAGAAUCAACAACGCCAUCAGAGACACCUAUCCCAACAACACCAGCCGUACCGCGGAUGACAAGAAUGCGACCAGAUGAUGGAACACCAGAGCCAAGCAGACCUCCUCGCCCUGUGGCACGCACUCUCACCUUCACUCCACCAGGGCCACCACCACCAAAAAAUCAAAAACGAACCACAAAAUAGCAGAUAUCAUCAAACAGCACUAAGAAAUCCAACUUUUGUUUUGGACAAUAUGUUUAUCUUUUGUAACAGGCAUGCUAAACAACUAUCAUAUGUAAUAUAAACAAUAAUAAACAGACACCGUUUGCAUGC